This is a messenger RNA of Glarea lozoyensis ATCC 20868, 840 nucleotides long. RefSeq names its product Ribonuclease Rh-like protein. Gene Ontology annotation, biological process: RNA catabolic process. The transcript has 2 exons. Gene Ontology annotation, cellular component: extracellular region. The record is from RefSeq and is a predicted model, not a curated record. Gene Ontology annotation, molecular function: ribonuclease T2 activity; RNA binding. NCBI's taxonomy places the organism in Eukaryota, Fungi, Ascomycota, Leotiomycetes, Helotiales, Helotiaceae. The coding region runs from base 1 to 840 and encodes 279 amino acids.
AUGCCCUCCAUUCCAAACCUCUUCUCCCUCGCUGGAAAUCUCCUCUCCCAGUUUCCAUUAUCCUCAUUCAAUCCAACUCCAUCUUCGACCUAUUCAGCCCCUAGACCACUAGAUUACGGCUACACAUGUCCCGUCGACUCCCCUCUCUCAUGCCACAAUAGCACAACCGCACCCGAUUCGUGCUGCUUCAUCUAUCCAGGCGGCCAACUCCUCUUGACUCAAUUCUGGGACACAAAUCCCACAGUAGGGCCAGAAGAUUCAUGGACACUGCAUGGAUUAUGGCCCGAUAACUGCGACGGCAGCUACCCAACAUUCUGCCACUCCACACCCCAAAACUACCACAUAACCUCCAUCCUCUCCAAUCGCGCUCCUGCCCUUCUAGAAUACAUGGAAACGUACUGGCUCCCGAAUCGUGGUACCCUCGAACACUUCUGGGAACAUGAAUACAACAAACAUGCCACAUGCAUCAACACCCUCUCCCCGUCCUGCUACGCCUCGCACACAUACAAAGAAGGCGACGAGAUUGUGGACUUCUUCACCACCGCAGUCGGACUAUUCAAGACUCUCGAUAGUUACAAAGCUCUCGCAGCAGCUGGGAUAUUGCCAAGUAGACAUAGAACGUACACGCUUGAGGAGGUCGAGGGUGCGCUGAAGAAUAUCACGGGAAGUGAAGUGACUUUGGGCUGCAGAGGGAAUCAGUUGGAUCAGGCGUGGUAUAGUUUCAAUGUGCGAGGGAGUUUGCAGAGUGGAGAGUUUGUAGCGACGGAUCCAGUUGGGAAGGGGUUGAGAUGUCCGACAAGGGGGAUUAGGUAUUUACCUAAGGACGGCAGAGGGAGUUAA